Lotus japonicus is the source of this 1509-nucleotide messenger RNA. RefSeq lists its product as uncharacterized. The transcript has a single exon. The coding region runs from base 1 to 1509 and encodes 502 amino acids. Gene Ontology annotation, biological process: meristem development; meristem maintenance. Lineage: Eukaryota; Viridiplantae; Streptophyta; Magnoliopsida; Fabales; Fabaceae. The record is from RefSeq and is a predicted model, not a curated record.
AUGGCUUCUGAUUCUGACAAUAUCAUUCCAUUGGCUGCUGCUUUUGAAAUGAACGAAGCCAAACGAGUCCCUAUACCAGACCCACCGUAUGAGGUGGAGAAGAGGGCUAUCUGGAAAUCUCAGGUACUCAUCCCUAUCUCUGUUAAUGGUACCCUACGUGCCAUCUUAGGUCCUUUGAAGAAAGCGAAAAAGGAUAGGCUUACUAGUCUUCCUGAUGGUUAUGAACAAUUUCACCCCAGUAUUUGUGGGGAAGAGCUUAUUCUUGCUUUUCGACCUUCCUAUCGCUUGCCCUUUCUGAAAGAUCCAAAAAGGGCUUUUAGGUCUGCCCCGCCCAAUUCGACUGCUGGUGACGGAGCCUAUUUGAAAUGGCUUGAUAGGGUGGAAGCCAGUAAGUCUGGGCACUGGAAAGUCACCGGGAUUUUCGACCUAAUUCAAUUGUCGAGGUCGCCAAUCUCUUAUAACCCUGCUAUGCUCUUGAGCUCACUCUUUUUUUGGGAAAGGUCUACCAACAGCUUUCAUGUUCCUUUUGGCAUGAUCACUCCCACUCUUCUCGAUGUCGCUGCCAUCACUGGCCUUUGGGUUGUGGGUGAUGAUUAUCAUUCCUCUGCUGUCCCAACAAAACCCAUCGCCAUUUCGACAGACAACAUAGCCUUCAGUAGAUUCAUUAAGGAUCAUUAUGUCGAAGAGGGUGAGGUUUCUGACGCUGAGCAUGUCGCGUUUCUCUUAUAUUGGCUUUCUGCUUAUGUAUUCUGUACCAAGUCUCUGAGGAUUCCAGCCAAGCUUCUUCCUUUGGCUAACUUGUUGCAUGAGGGUCGAAAAAUUGCUAUGGCUAGACUUGUGCUUGGUAACAUUUAUCAGAUGAUUAAUGAAGCAGUAGCCGAUAUCCGAGAUCCCAAAGUUGUGUCUCUGAACGCAGCCGGCCCAUUGUGGUUGCUUCAGCUUUGGAUGAAUACGGUUUUCGAGUCGUUUCUCCCAGCCAAGAAACCUCCUUCCAUGGUGUCCAACACAAGGAUUGACGCUCACAGGCUUGAAACCGUAACCCCUCCUUAUGAUGCUUCUACCUUUGAGGCCGAUUUCAAAAAGUAUUUCACCAUGUUCUUCGAACUGAGGCGCUACCGUUCCAGCUUUGCACCAUACAGCAAACCCUCUUAUGGCCCUCGGUGGCUAAGAAACUCCUACCCCAACCUUCCUGGCUCAGAGGAUCUCUCUCAACAUCAGAUCGAACUCUGGCAAGCCAUCCUAUCCCCUAGGGUGCUGACUAUCAAUUUUGUCAGUAAUGACUUCACCUUGUGCGGUUAUAACCCUCAGCUCGUCUCUCGACAAUUUGGGCUAAGUCAGGAUUUGCCCAACACAUUAUUCGAUCAAUCGCUUGUCCUUUAUCCUGACGCCAUCACUAAACGUAGUGCCUUUGACACCACCAUCAACUACUACAAUGAGGAGCUGAUCGGCCUUAGCCCUUUUAACUUUACUCCAUCCUUUUAUGUCACCAAGGCGUUUAAAACUUGGUAG